UGAUGCCCGGGAGAAGCAGAGAGGAGACCCAGAAUACAAAAUUUCCCCAAGAUGCAGGAAAAGUCUUUUAUUAAGCACCUCGGAGAAAAAUGCAGAGCUCCGGCGUGAAGCUCAUGAAGGUCAGCCUCCACUGUGCGGCGGAAACGCAGUUCCACGGUCCCCGCCAGUCCCUCCUCUGCCCGGUAUCCUUUGCGCAGGCGCAAUUGCGCCGCGUUCCCGCCCCAGCGCGCAUGCUCCGCGGGUCCCCGGCGCUCCGGGCCGGUGGCGGCGGCGGCGGCGGCGGCGGCGACCGCAGAGGAAGUUGCUUCUUUGCACUCCACCCCGGUAGCAGCCUCGCAGCCAGGGGCAGCUUCCUCCGGGCGCUCCGCGAAGUUUUGUGCUGCAGCACGUCAAUCCAGCCGGAUCAUGGGGUUGCCCAAGGGAUCGGAGGGUCAGGGUCUCCCCGAGAAACAAGAGAAGACGAAGAACAAAAUGUCAAGUUGACUGAAAUUCUGGAGCUCUUGGUUGCAGCUGGGUAUUUCAGGGCAAGAAUUAAAGGCUUGUCGCCUUUUGAUAAGGUGGUAGGAGGAAUGACGUGGUGCAUUACCACCUGCAACUUUGAUGUAGACGUUGAUUUGCUCUUUCAAGAAAACUCUACAAUAGGUCAAAAAAUAGCUCUAUCAGAAAAAAUCGUCUCAGUCCUGCCAAGGAUGAAGUGUCCACACCAGCUGGAGCCUCACCAGAUCCAGGGCAUGGAUUUUAUUCACAUAUUUCCUGUCGUUCAGUGGCUGGUGAAGCGAGCUAUAGAAACAAAAGAAGAGAUGGGUGACUACAUCCGCUCCUACUCCAUAUCCCAGUUCCAGAAAACCUACAGUCUCCCUGAGGAUGAUGACUUCAUAAAGAGAAAAGAAAAGGCCAUCAAGACAGUUGUUGACCUCUCAGAUGUUUACAAGCCCCGUCGGAAAUACAAACGCCAACAGGGAGCAGAGGAGCUGCUUGAUGAAGAAUCUCGAAUCCAUGCUACACUUUUGGAAUAUGGCAGGGUAACUGAUUCAUUGAUGAGAUACGGAUUUAGCCGCCCAAGCAAAACAGAGAAGGCUGAGGACAAGAAAACAGCACUUCCCACGGGGCUCUUAGCUACAGAGAAAGCUGAUGCCCAUGAGGAAGAUGAGCUGCGAGCUGCUGAAGAGCAGCGUAUUCAGUCACUGAUGACCAAGAUGACGGCCAUGGCAAACGAGGAGAGCCGUCUUACUGCAAGCUCUGUGGGCCAGAUCGUGGGACUCUGCUCCGCCGAGAUCAAGCAAAUUGUGUCUGAGUAUGCAGAGAAGCAAUCUGAGCUAGCAGCUGAAGAAAGUCCAGAAAAAUUAGGAACUUCCCAACUACAUCGUCGGAAAGUCAUUUCCUUGAACAAGCAGAUUCUGCAAAAGACCAAACAUCUGGAAGAGCUGCAGGCAAAUCAUACCAACCUACAAGCCAGAUAUGAUGAAACAAAGAAAGUGCUGACAGAGUUGAACAGUCAUAGUGAGAAACUGGACAAGGAACAGGCAGCCCUCGAGAAGAUAGAAUCCAAAGCUGACCCAAGUAUCCUACAGAACUUGAGAGCACUUGUAGCCAUGAAUGAGAAGCUGAAAAGCCAGGAACAGGAGUUUAAAGCACAUUGUCGAGAGGAGAUGACACGGCUACAGCAGGAAAUUGAAAAUCUGAAAGCUGAGAGAGCUCCAGGUGGAGAAGAAAAGGCCCUCUCCAGCGGAGAGCCGCAUGAUGCCCUCGCCCCUGUGAUGACUCAUAAUGAAGACCUAGACAAACAGUAUAAUAUAGAGAAAGAGAAACUUUACAAGAUCCGUUUACUACAGGCUCGAAGGAAUCGAGAAAUAGCAAUUAUGCAUCGCAAGAUUGAUGAAGUGCCCAGCCGAGCCGAGCUAAUACAGUAUCAGAAGAGAUUUAUUGAACUCUACCGCCAGAUUUCAGCAGUACACAAAGAAACCAAGCAGUUCUUCACUUUAUAUAAUACCCUGGACGAUAAAAAGGUUUAUUUGGAAAAAGAGAUUAGCCUGCUCAACUCGAUUCAUGAGAACUUCUCACAAGCCAUGGCUUCCCCUGCUGCCCGGGACCAGUUUUUACGUCAGAUGGAACAGAUCGUAGAAGGAAUUAAGCAAAGUAGAAUGAAGAUGGAAAAGAAGAAGCAAGAGAACAAAAUGAGAAGAGACCAGUUGAAUGACCAGUACUUGGAACUGUUAGAAAAACAGAGGCUAUACUUUAAGACCGUGAAAGAGUUCAAGGAGGAGGGCCGCAGGAACGAGGUGCUGCUGUCCAAGGUGAAAGCCAAGGCCUCCUGAAACUUCCCAGCCAUCAGCGUACGUCAUUGAUUUUUGUUUAAACGCCAUAUAUCAGCUACCAGAUCAUGAAAUGGUUCUGAACACUACAGUAGAGAGAUGCAGGUAUAAUGAUUUUCAACACCCUGGAUAUUUUCUUUAUCCUGUUGGCUUUCAUUCCAUCUCUGUUGGUCGUUGUUGAUGGAUUCAGACAGUGCAAGCAUGGUGGCUUGGACAACACCCAUCAUCCUCUGAAGAAGUGUGGGCAGUAUUUGCUCUCUGUGUCGAUGAACAUUUAUUUCUCCAGUAGCAUUGCACAUGACGGUACCUAUAUCUGUAUGGACUCUCUGAAUAAAGAGGAAUUCAUUUGUUCAGCAAAUAUGAAUUGAGCAACCACUGAGAAGUAGGCGUUGAGGGAGAUGGAUGGAUAAAGCACAGUCCUCCACAUUGGGCACCCAGCCGUGGCCCAGAGAGCAGAUACAGCCCACUUGACCCCAGAGCUUGGCCAGCUGGGAGAUUUUUUUAAUAAACAAAGACCUUUAUCAUUGAAUGAUCAUCCCAGGUGAGUGAUGGUCACCUGGGCCCUUCGCUUGCCUGUAGUGCCUUUUGCUCCUGGCUCCUUGAGGUGUUGGCCAGCAAGCUUAAUAGUGUAGUAACUAGGAUGAAAGCUCAGCAUCUGCCCUUGGCUUAACCCUUAAGCAUCACUCAAGUUCAUGUCACCAGAACUGAAAACGGGCCUCACAUUGAGGACUU
Messenger RNA from Hipposideros armiger (great roundleaf bat), 3044 nucleotides. RefSeq names its product CCC complex scaffolding subunit CCDC93 (gene CCDC93). The record is from RefSeq and is a predicted model, not a curated record. Gene Ontology annotation, biological process: Golgi to plasma membrane transport. NCBI's taxonomy places the organism in Eukaryota, Metazoa, Chordata, Mammalia, Chiroptera, Hipposideridae. The coding region runs from base 90 to 2315 and encodes 741 amino acids. The transcript has 25 exons.